ACGUACCCUCACCGCGGCCCCUCCCCUCAUCCUGUGCUCCGGUCACGUGGUGUCAGCUCGUCGAUCAUAAACACAGACGCGCGCGUGCUUGCGGUCUUUCGGGUGGUGGUCUCUCUGGUCUUUCGUCGGCGCAUCAGAAUUAUGGAGGAUUCGAGCCCGGACCGCAGGGGCUCGGUGUUUGCCGGGCUGGUGGGGGUGUCGCAGGUUCUGGGUCUGCUGUCGGUGGUGCUCACCGGCGUGUGGAUGGGUCAUUACCGCGGAGGCUUCGCCUGGGAUGGCUCAGCCCGGGAGUUCAACCUGCACCCUCUGUGCAUGGUGUUGGGCCUCGUCCUGCUGCACGGUGACGCUAUCCUGGUCUACAGAGUGUUUUCAAACGAGGCAAAGAAGAAGGUGAAGCUGCUUCACGGCACAAUUCACCUGCUCGCCCUCGUCACCAGCAUCGUAGGGGUUGCAGCCGUGUUUGACUUCCACUCAGCCUCCCUCAUUCCACACCUGUACUCUCUGCACAGCUGGGGCGGCCUUACCACCUUGAUUCUCUUCAGCCUACAGUGGGUGAUGGGUUUGCUCUUCUUCCUGCUUCCCGGGGCGUCGUCAUGGUUACGAGCCACAUACCUGCCAAUCCACGUGUUUUGCGGGCUGACCCUGUUGGUUAUGGCCAUAGGAACCAGUUUGCUUGGCAUCACCGAGAAACUCCUCUUCAGCAUCGAGUCCUCCUACCCUCAGUUUCCCCCAGAGGGGGUGCUGGCCAACAUCCUGGGGGUCUUACUGGUGCUAUUUGGAGUGCUUCUUUGCUACUUGGUAACCAGAGAAGAGUAUAGACGCCCACCAAACCCAGAGGAAGAGGCUCUGUCAGUACACUUCAAGACCCUGACUGAGGGGGAGGCCCCAGCCACACCUUGACUUUCCUCUGAAGUCACCUGUUGCCGACCAGCUCGUGAAAAGCUCCCAAAGAGCUGUCAGAAGCUUCUGGUAACCUGGAAUGAAGAACGCCGUCCCUGCCGUGUUUGACGUGUCUCACGUUAGUUAAUGAUGCUUUCAUCUCACAUUGUCGUGCCUUUAUCCUACGGUGAGAGACGUGCUUCUGCAAGCUUAAACGUGCACUACGGACAAGCUCCGCCCACUGUGCACAGAGUCCUCCCCCUUACAUGUUUGGUGUUUAUGUGCAAGUUAAUCUCAGCAGAUGACUCGGAAAGCUUUAGACAACAUUCCUCUGAUGUUCACUCAGUCUCAAGGACAUCAAGAAGCUCUGAACUUCCAAAGAGGACGGUGUCUCUGCAGCUCCCCUGUGCGUUGGAUGUUGCUGAAGUGAUUUUGUGUUGUUGGACCUGAGUACAGACCCAUCUGUGGGUCCCUUUGCCAAAUGUACAUUCUGGAGAUUGUUUGUGGCAUCCUUGCUGGUCUCAAAUAAAGUCUGAGUGAAACAGCUA
Molecule: messenger RNA, 1427 nt
Organism: Oryzias latipes (Japanese medaka)
Lineage: Eukaryota; Metazoa; Chordata; Actinopteri; Beloniformes; Adrianichthyidae
Gene: cyb561
Product: cytochrome b561
Cellular component (GO): lysosomal membrane
Molecular function (GO): oxidoreductase activity
Source: RefSeq, a predicted model, not a curated record